AUGGACGCGGGUAUCUACGAGCACAAUCAAAUUGAUUACGAUGCGUCGAGGUUUCCUACUCAAGAAAAUCUUCUUUCACACGCCAAGGAACAGAUUCUCCGGGCGACACAGAGCACAGAUGUGUUGUAUACGGAUGUCAGCCCUGCCUGGGGGUCCAGUAUCGCAGAUUCCCUGAUAGGCGACAGUGAAGUGAAAGGAAAAUACGCACGGGUCAAUUACAACGUCGUGGCGGAAAUGUUAUGGUUACGGGUCGUCCACACCGAAAUUCAGUGUUGUCAUCAGGAAUGGUUGAAACGGGAACUCUUUGAAUGGAUGCAAACAGGCUUGUUGAGCCAGGAAGAGCGUGACAAGUUCCAUUGGUCGGUUGGGACCACCAUCAGAUCCUUUUCCGGGGACUAUCAGGGAUCUCGAAAGGAGCCCGAUCUGGUCAUCCGGCCUAUGCAUCAACCGCUGCCCUCGAUAGUGAUGGAAAACGGGUGGAGUGGGCUAAACUUGCUCAUGGCGACGGAUGUGCGAGUCUGGCUUCUUGGGACGAAUGCCAACGUCGUGAUGAACUUGGAGUGGACAAAGACCCCUGAUGGAGUUUCGGGAGCCAUCAAGGUUUAUAGUCGCAGCCAGGAUGGUCUGCCACACCUUCGGCAGCGAGUGGUUAUCUUUCCCGCUGCAGCUGAUAGCACCGAGAAUAUCAAUAUCACCCGCGAGGAGCUUUUUGGCCAGCAUCUGCUCCCAGACACCAACCCAGAGGAUAUCCUUCCAUUGAGCAUGGAUGGUCUCCGUCGGAAGGCGAAGGUGGCACUGGCUCGAAUGGGUCUGGUUCCUGCCUAG
Messenger RNA from Aspergillus clavatus NRRL 1, 825 nucleotides. RefSeq lists its product as uncharacterized. Lineage: Eukaryota; Fungi; Ascomycota; Eurotiomycetes; Eurotiales; Aspergillaceae. The record is from RefSeq and is a predicted model, not a curated record. The transcript has 4 exons. Bases 1 to 825 code for a protein of 274 amino acids.